AUGUCAAGAAGACACCAUUAUGGACAUGGCAGAAGACCUGCUUAACCUACAUCAUGGACAGCUGCUGUCGUACUUAAGAGUGUACCAGUUGAGAGCAACACAAUGUGGGUUGUUUCUGAAAUGGGAGCAUAUUCUUUAUACUAUAAUCCAGUCAUUCAUGAUAAGGAAAAUAUGGAAUUAGUCUGUUAGCUAAUAGAAAAAAAUGUAUAUGAAACAGCAGGACCUUAAUGGGAAGCAAGAGGAGGAUGCUGUAGAGUUGAUUAUCAUUUCUUCAUCUAUGCUGCAGAUGCUUUAGGCCAGAAAUUCUUCAGAGAAAAUUUCAAGGAAACAGCCAUCAGUUAGGUACUUGUACCAGGCAGCUAAAUCACUUUAAAUACACAUGCGCACAUUAUCUAAAAUAUAUUCUGCUGCUGCAAAGAGAAGGGAUGUACCAUUUUUUGA
Molecule: messenger RNA, 441 nt
Organism: Stylonychia lemnae
Lineage: Eukaryota; Ciliophora; Spirotrichea; Sporadotrichida; Oxytrichidae
Source: the annotation of a GenBank genome assembly